GGUGUGAUGGCAAGGCCAAUCUCUGAAUCCCAAUCUGCUAAACUGAAACCAUCUUGGUCCUCUCCUAUUCUUUCUCUCUCUAUCUCUAAUCUAAUCUCUUCACUGAAGAAAGGAAGAAUAAUAACACGAAAGAGAAACAGUUGAGAAAUUAGAUCUCAUCUUAUCUCACCUGCACCGUAGCUUUCUCUUCCCUGUCUUAAUUUCAAUCCGAACUCGCACACAAAACACAUACAUCUACGGCGCAAUUUUUAAACCAAUUAAAAAUUUACGAUGCCAUUUUAGGGUUUUGAAUGAUUCAAUGGGUCUCGGCACCGACAACGACAACAAUGACGACGGAGUCACCAACCCUUCUCCCUCCGUCUCUUGCUCUAUUUGUCUCGAGCCCGUUGCCCGCAGCGGCGAUAGAUCCUGGGCCAACCUUCAAUGCGGCCAUCAAUUUCACCUCGAUUGCAUUGGCUCAGCCUUCAAUAUAAAAGGGGCAAUGCAAUGCCCUAAUUGCCGGAAGAUUGAGAAAGGCCAGUGGCUUUAUGGUUCCCGGUCAUAUCCGGAGUUCAGCUCAGACGAUUGGACACAUGAUGAGGAUCUAUACGAUCUUAGCUACUCUGAAAUGUCCUUUGGAGUUCACUGGUGCCCUUUUGGUAACUUGACCCGACUUCCUUCUGCCUUCGAAGAAGGGGAAUUUUCAUCAACUGCAUAUCCUGAUAUACUCGGACACCAUGCUAUAUUUGCGGAACAUACAGCAGUGUCAUCUGGUAGUCAUCCUUGUCCGUAUAUAGCUUAUUUUGGACCUAUACAUCCCUCCACCUCCAACUCUGGCGGAAAUGGCUCGGAAGCAUCUAACUUCAACCACUGGAGUGGCCCUCCUAUACCUAGCGACUUGCCAACCUCCUAUGCGUUUCCAGCCUUGGAUCUCCAUUAUCCCAGUUGGGAACACCAUUCAUCUCAUUUUUCUUCUGCGAACAGCCGUCUAGGCACUGCAGAUCAGCCCUCAGUAUCGCCUGGUAGUCAAAGGCCAGGCAGGGGUAGUUUGGAGAUCCCAAGAUCGGGAUCUUUUAUGCAUCCCUUCAUUGUUGGUCACAGUUCUGGUGCUAGAGCUGGGGCAUCAGUUGCAUCUUCAAUGAUACCUCCAUAUCCAGGUAGCAAUGCCCGGGCCCGAGACAGAGUCCAGGCUCUUCAGGCAUACUAUCAACCUCCACAACCUCCUAAUUCUACCUCAAUGCGGACUCCUAAUGCCUCUGACACUAGAAGGUCCAGCAGCCAUAAUGGGUCAGCUCAAUUAGCACAAGUGGCCUCAUCACCAGACCAAAGCGGUGGCUUCUUAUUGAUUCCAUCAGGUUCAUCGGGACGCAAUUUUCCGGAAGAAGCCCAUCUGCCAAGUCGCUUCCAAGCUUGGGAAAGAGAUCACUUGCCUUCAUUAUCAUUCAAUCAUGUGGAUAGAGAAUCAAGUUGGAGAGCAUACCACCAGGCUGCCAGUGGAUCAGAGCCAAGUUUCAGGUCCAGCAGCUUUCAGUUGAGGCACGGAUCAGAAAGAAUGCCUUCACAAAAUCGAUGAUACACUUGUUUUUAUGUCCUGUUCCCUCUGAACUCUGAAGCAAUAGGCUGUUCAUGGAAAAUCCUAUUUUAUGUUUGCUUUGAGAAAUGUUAUUUAAUGCUUUGGCCUGGCUGGCAUGUUAUGUUAGACUUAUAUACUCUGGCUGGCCCUGGAAUUGAUCUUUCUGGCAGCCACGAGGCAGUGUGAUGGACAUUGCUUCUAGUUUCUUUGUUUUGGUGGGCAUCAAAUAAGAUGUUAUCUACUAGUUGGAGAGAUCAGGUUUUUGAAAGGAAUGUUGGGGAUUGUCACGUCUUAAGAUUAAGUGCAUGAGAAUUGAGAGCAGUUGUGGACUUGUGGUUGGACCUUUAGCUGGUAAACAAUGUUUGUGUUUGAUUGGCUCAUGAAAAUACUAUGUAUUGUCAAAUGUGAUUGUAAUCUGUUAAUAUCAGACGCAUGGUAUAGAUCUCGCUUGAAAACUAGUCGACACUUUCAAGGUUGAUUUG
Molecule: messenger RNA, 2034 nt
Organism: Arachis ipaensis
Lineage: Eukaryota; Viridiplantae; Streptophyta; Magnoliopsida; Fabales; Fabaceae
Product: E3 ubiquitin-protein ligase RFI2
Molecular function (GO): ubiquitin-protein transferase activity
Source: RefSeq, a predicted model, not a curated record